Molecule: messenger RNA, 4654 nt
Organism: Populus trichocarpa (black cottonwood)
Lineage: Eukaryota; Viridiplantae; Streptophyta; Magnoliopsida; Malpighiales; Salicaceae
Exons: 7
Coding region: 1182-4022 (946 amino acids)
Source: RefSeq, a predicted model, not a curated record
CAUGGGCAUACUCACACAUACUCUCUCUCUCUCUCUCUAAUACCAAAAAGUAAAGACAUGACAACCUCUCUCUAGCAUUUUCUCUGCUACCUUGGAAAGUGCAAAGAGAGAGAAAGGCCGAAAAAGUUUAUUCUAGAGAGAGAGAAAGUGAAAGAUUGCGACUUUGAUGAUUGUUGAGCGUGGAGGGAGUGGUGCAGCGGAGAAAAAAUGGAGAGGGAGACAAUAGCGAAAGCAUUUCUUGAAUACAAAGCUCCCUCUUUCUCUUUGAGGCAGGCAUCAGUAUCAAUCCAAAACCAAACUGUCACGUAUUCUCCUUCUCCUUCUUCUACCAAAAACAUUGCAAAGCUUUCAGCUUUCUAUCACACCUCCGCGUCUACUUUUUCUCAGUCUUUAUUGCCUGCCCAUAUGACACAAUUUUUAUUUUCCACUCAAAAUUAUAAUCGGUAGGUGGGUGCCAGAUAAGAAUUUUAUACCCCUCUCCUUUUAGUUGUCGAAAGAUAGUUACCCCCUCAGGGAGAGACGACAAAAGAAAUUUUUUUCUUGAUCUGGAUUUUCUUUGUUUAUUGCUGAAUUGGACAGAAUUGACUGGCUGCUCUGAGGUUUUAAUAGAAUUCGAGGAAUCUUGACUUGGAUGUCGAUGGAGAGAUUGGCUUUGUGGUUUUCACUGUGAAUUGGAGAGAAUUGAGGUUCCAUGUUGGUGUUUCAAGGAUUGGAGAUAUGACUUUGAAGGGGAUAAGUCAUGGAGCUCUUGAUCAGUUAAUGGAUAAUUGGCCGUUGUGGAGCUGAGUCUUUUUGCAUACUUCAAGGCAAGCUUGCUUGGAUUUAGAUAAUCUUUUUUUUCCCGAGUAAAAGUUUGAAGGUGAAUUCUUGAGCUGUGAUCCACCUCGCGUGCUUUUUAUGUGAUUGGUCAUUUCGUUUAAGGAAAGACCAAAGUUUGAGACUUCAGGCGCUGGUUAAGGACUUGAUACCUUGUCAAGCGAAGAAAGUUUUAACAAGCUUAAACUUGACUCUUCUGGAAGCCUUUUGAGCUGUUGAAAUUAGAAUUUUUGUCCGUUAUAUUCUGGCUGUUUACACGGUAUCUGGCUGCAUUGUUGUUCUUCUUGGCUUUAUCGAAUCUUAGAUAUCAAGUAGCAAUUCCUGUGAGCAAAUUUGGAUUACAGUCAAAGAACUAGCCAUUCACCAUGGCAAAAAAAUCACAGAGGCACCCUGUACGAUAUGAAAGAGAACAAUCAGGCUGCAUGUGGGGUUUAAUUACUAUGUUUGACUUCCGCCAUGGUCGUUCAACGCAGAAGCUAAUUUCAGAUAGGAGGCGGGGGACCAGGCAUGCUGUUGGUACUGGAACUCCGAAGAAUAAGGUUGACAAUCUUAGUGAAAAUUGUCAAGGCAUGAUCGAUGGUGAGGAGAGCAGAAAAGUAACAGAUGAUACCAGUAAGCUGAGUGUGAAAAAGCUCAUUGAAGAAGAAAUGUUCGGUGAGCAAGACAUAAAGAAGGAAAUAAACAAUCCUGGAGUAGAACCAAAACAGUCUAAUUCAGAAAAUGGAGACCACAGAAGAAGAAAAAGUCGUACAAAAAGUUUUGAUAUACACAUAGAGGAUCAUAAUGUUUCUGAAAGCUUGGAAUCUGAACGGCCUUGCCUUCAUAAUUUAGAGAAGCAAACUACAUGUAGUCUUGACAUAGGUGAAAUAAUGGAAGACUUCUGCCGCCAGAUCCAUCAGAAAAGCUUUGGUAAUGUAGAGCGUGACCAGCUUGAUGAAGUUCACCAUCAGCUGAACCAGAAGAAUCCUGAAUUUGAAGAGAAAUUGAGUGAGGCAAUAAAACUCAUAAAUGAGAAACUUAUUAACUGGAAACACGUUGCUGAAGAUGGGGAAUUCCACCCAUCCAAAGAACUGAGGGAUGCACUUCAGAUUCUAGUUUCUGAUGAGGAAUUGUUUCCAAAACUCUUACAAGGUCCAAAGUCCAUAAUGGUGAAGCAUGUUCAAAGCUUGUGGAAUGCUCAGGUAGAGAAAGAUGAAGAGUCCAAGUCACUUCCAGGAUUGAACUCUUCGGAACAGGGGCUUCAUGGCUUCAGACAUUCUGAUGAGGCUAUCCAUGGUAAGCAGCACAAAUUUUUCAGAAGAAAGACCAAAUCUCUGGAAAAGAACCCAUCAAAGGAAAACAAGGCAUCUCAAGCUUCAAAUAGAAUUGUUAUAUUAAAGCCUGGCCCGACAAGCUUGCUACCACCUAAAAAUGAAAGCAUCAUUGGCUCGUCGCGAAAAUCUCAAUUCACCAUUGGAGAUAAGGUUCCGAAUGAGAGAUUUGGUUCCAACUUUUCUCUGACUGAAAUUAGAAGAAAGUUGAAAAAUGCAAUGGGAAAGGAAAGGCAGGAUACCUCUACUGAUGGGACUUCAAAGAAAUUUGCUAACAAACAACAGGCUGUGGGAAAUAGUGAGAAAGGAUCCAAGGAGAACCUUGGAAGGAGUUCUCCAAGUAAAGACCACUUCUUUAUUGAAAAAAUUGCUAGACCUCCCGUGGUUGGCAAAAUGAGAGAGAAGACUGGCAAGUUGAAAGAAUAUGAAAUAAGCAUGGAAUGUGAGGCCGCUAUUUAUCCCAAGCAUAGGGCAUCUAACAUCUACAUUGAGGCCAAGAAACAUCUUUCUGAGAUGCUGAGUACUGGCCAGGGGGAUGUGGAUUUUUCAAGUGAACAGGUUCCAAAAACCCUCGGCAGGAUUCUCUCCCUUCCUGAGUACAGUUUGUCGCCUACUGGUAGUCCUGGAAAGGAUUGGGAGCAAGGCUUUCUGACAGCACAGAUGAGAUUUUCUGCCAAUGACAAAUUCCAGAAACACGAAGCCAAUGUCAGCCAUUUAGGUCGAAUAGCAUUAAACUCAGAGCCUCAGUCAUCUGUUUCCAAUGACAGCACCGAUUGUAUAGAACAAGCUUCUUCAAACCCAAAUGCAAGUGCCUCAAAUGAACUUCAUGAUAAGGAAGACAAAACCUUGUGCUCUGUUGGAGAUGAGAUGCCUUCUGAAGGUGAGGCAGAGGUUGUAAAGGAAACUGAAACUGCAAUUGAUGAAGAGAGUGAUGUCUUAGAUACUCUAUUUGAACCAAGUAAAUCUCCUCUUGAUGGAGAUGGCCGAAAUGGUGAUAUGUCUGAAGUUUGUGAUAAAAAGGAAAAUUCAGAAUGCUUGGAACAUGACUCUGAAGAACAACCCCCAACUUCUCCAUUAACAUCUCCAUCCACCUCUUCAAACACCAAAAAACUUGACUGUCUAGAGGGUCCUUCUGAGAUACCAGAGCGGCCUAGUCCUAUAUCUGUUCUUGAGCCUCUUUUCACGGAGGAAGAUGUCAGCCCAGCAAGCAGCAGAUUUGAACCUGUUGAACUAACAGUGCAACCCUCGAGAAUUCAAUUUGAAGAACAUGAAUCUUCAGCUGCAGAUCGAAUCCCUCUUAAAGCUUCUUUAGAUGACAAGGAAUCGGUAUUUGAGUAUGUAAAAGCAGUGGUUCAAGCUUCUGGCAUGAAGUGGGAUGAAUUUUAUAUGAGGUCACAUUCUUCAGAACAGCUUCUUGACCAAUCAAUAUUUUUUGAGGUAGAAUUCUUUUCCAACCAGCUUUGUUGUGACAAGAAGCUUCUCUUUGAUUCCAUCAACGAAGUUCUCAUGGAGGUAUAUGGGCGGUAUUUUGGUUGCUUCUCUGGGUUAUCAUUUGUACAAUCUAACAUCCGGCCUGUCCCAGACGUGAAAAAUGGCAUCUAUGAGGUUUGGGAAGGAGUCUCUUGGCAUCUCCUCCCAUUGCCAAUGCCUCAUACUUUGGAUCAACUUGUCAAGAAAGAUAUGGCUAAAACUGGAACGUGGAUGAACCUUCAAUAUGAUAUUGAAACUAUCCUUUUUGAAAUUGGUGAGGACAUUUUUGAAGAUUUGAUGGAAGAAAUCGUUUUUGGAGAUCUAAUGGAAGAAAAUUUAUUCAUCCAUGCAAACGAAAGUUUAGAGGGUGGAAAUCAGUUGAUUUCAGCUGAGUUGAAGGAAACUGAGAGCAGCAUGAGCUCCUAGAAGACAUUUUCAUGUAUUCAUUUCUUGAUCGACCUUGUGUCUGGAUGGGAAUGAUAGUGAGUCAUGGCUUGUGCAUCAGGAGGAUGAGCAGUAAUGCAAACAUGGAAGAGCCUUAUAUGGCUCCCUUGUUUGACUUGACAUGGCACUUCUUUAACUUCGCUAUUGAAAUCAUGUACAUAACACUACAGCUUGGAAGCUCGACUAAACACAAAUCAUGAAAUGAAUGAACAAGGAACCACACUACUUCAUGGGCAAAACUCACAAACCCAAUGUGCAAUUGUUUUCUGCUACUGUAUGAAGACUAGUUUUCACUUGCAGUUUUUGCAACAAGGGCCAGAUCAGUGCCCUGCACUCGUUGGGAAUAGUAGUGUUCCACAUUAUAGAAUUUGUAGAAAUUUGUGUCUUAUUUCUUAUAUUAGGCUGUGUGCAUUUUUCUUCUUCUGGGACUUGUUUCAUUUAUUCUUCUGUUGAGUUUGUGCUGAUGUUUUUUCUUUUGUAUUUACAAAGCCGGGGUUGAGUUGUGACCAUUUUAGUGGGGAGGGGAUUUGACAGUGAGUGUUGUAUGCCACAACAAGCUGUGGCUGUUGUGCUGUAAAACAAUAAUAAAUAAUACAGAGUACAUACUUGAUCUA